AUGAAUCCUAGUCGAAUUGUGGAGUUAGCAACACGCAUUCAAGAACUGACGAAAGAGAUCGACAGUCAUCUACGGGAGAAUAACCUCCAGGCCCCUAGUUUUGACGAAGACGGUCCCGUUUUGCUGGGCCUCUCGGGACACAUGUUAUCAGCCCGCGAAGAAGUCUUGUCGUCCACUCUUGAGCUUCACAACCUUUUCUUGGGGCCGUCAAAUUGCCUUCGUCCGGUGUUGAAUGGAGUCAGCCUGCAGGCAAUCUACAGAUUCGACAUCGCCCGCCACGUUCCCGUGAACGGAGAAAUCUCUUUAAGAGAGCUCGCUGAGAAAUGUGGAUUCGACGAGGCCAACUUGCGUCGCACACUGCGAUUUGCCAUGGCAUACCAUCAUGUCUUCCAAGAGCCCCGCAAGGGUUUUGUCGCUCAUACCGCGGCCUCACGCAUGCUGGUAGAUGAUCCCACCGCACGCGCUGGGCUCGGGUACAUGUUUGAAGAAGUCUGGCAGGGAUUUGCCCACACACUUCUUGCGUUGGAACAAUACCACAGCGAUGAUCCUGGGCGAACGGGUUGGGCUCACUAUCUCAACACCGACAUGCCUCCCUGGCAGUACUAUUCAUCUCACCCUGAAAUGGCUCGACGAUUUGCCUCUGCAAUGUCCACAUUUGCCAACGGCCACCAUAAUGCACCGUCCUUCCUGGUACAAGGGUACAAUUGGGGUCAACUCGGGCAAGGGACAGUCGUAGAUGUUGGCGGAUCGAAGGGCAAUGUCAGUAGUCUGGUAGCCCAAGACUACCCCGAGCUCCAGUUCAUCGUCCAGGAUCUGCCGAGUAUGAUCGACGGCGCAGCGGAGAGUCUGCCAAAUGAGGUGCGGGAUAGAGUGGCAUUUCAGGCGCACGACUUCUUCACACCGCAACCCGUGCAGGCCGAUGCGUAUCUGUUCCGGAACAUCUUCCACAACUGGUCGGACUCGCAUGGCGUCCGGAUUCUUCAGGCGCUGGUUCCUGUUUUGCGGCCCGGAGCUCGGAUUAUUGUGAACGACUACCUGCUCCCUGAGCCAGGGUUGCUGUCCCUGGUUAAGGAGCGUGCUGUCCGGGGGCGAGAAGAGGCGGACUGGGUUGAGUUGUUCCGGAAGGCUGAUUCUCGCUUUGCCAAUUUACGUAUUUGGACGCCGGAGGGAGCAUUGAUGGCUAUUAUUGAGGCCGUGUGGGAAGCAUGA
Molecule: messenger RNA, 1209 nt
Organism: Aspergillus aculeatinus CBS 121060
Lineage: Eukaryota; Fungi; Ascomycota; Eurotiomycetes; Eurotiales; Aspergillaceae
Product: O-methyltransferase-like protein
Exons: 5
Coding region: 1-1209 (402 amino acids)
Molecular function (GO): O-methyltransferase activity
Source: RefSeq, a predicted model, not a curated record